AUGCCGAUUGACAUUAACCGCCUGCGUCCUGAGCGUGGCGGUGACCCAGAACUCGUACGCAGUGACCAGAAAAAUCGUUUUUUGGAUGUGGAUAUUGUAAAUAAAGUAAUUGAACUGGAUGAACAGUGGCGCAAGAAGCAGGGAGAGGCUGAAACCAUCAGUAUGAAGAUGAAUGCAUUGCAGCAGGAGAUUAAAAAGCUUAGUAAGGCCAAAGAGGACUUUAAAGCACUUAGCGAUGAGCGCAAGGAGCUGGCAUCAUUGCUUCCAGAAAAGAAGAAGGAGGCUGAUGCGAUUAAAGAGCUUGUGGACCGAGAACUGCCGAAGAUCGGCAACGUAGUGGACCCCACAGUGCCCAUUUCAAAUAACGAAGAUGAUAACGUUGUCGUUAAAAUGUGGGGCACUCCUAUCCAGAAGGAAGGUCUUCACUUUCAUCACGAGGUGCUACACCGUAUCGACGGUUACGAGCCUGAGCGUGGUGUGCAAGUGGCUGGCCACCGCGCCUAUUUCCUUACGGGCUACGGCUUCUUGCUGGAACAGGCGCUUAUGGCCUAUGCCACAGCUUUUCUCAUGAAAGCUCAGUACAAGAUGCUCAAACCUCCUUUCUUCAUGAACAAGGAGGGUAUGGCUGCCGUUGCACAGCUCGAUGAUUUUAAUGAGCAGCUAUAUAAAGUUAUCGGGGAGGACGAGAAGUAUCUAAUCGCUACGUCUGAGCAGCCCAUUUGUGCUUACCACAAGGGUGAGUGGAUCACGGAGAGCUCAAUGCCGUUGCGUUACGGUGGAUUUUCCACUUGCUUCCGCAAGGAAGCCGGCUCACACGGCAAGGACACGUGGGGCAUUUUUCGUGUCCACCAGUUUGACAAGAUGGAGCAGUUCUGCAUCACAGAUCCGGAAAGCUCUGCUGCCAUGCACGAGGAGAUGAUUCGUCAUGCUGAGGAAUUCUACCAGUCACUCAACUUGCCAUACCGCGUAGUAAACAUCGUGUCGGGUGAGCUUAAUAAUGCUGCCGUGAAGAAGUACGAUCUUGAAGCAUGGUUUCCUGCUUACAAGGAGUACCGUGAACUGGUAUCUGCUUCCAACUGCACAGACUUUCAGUCGCGUGCCAUGGAGAUUCGUUGCGGCGUCAAGAAGGAGAACCAGCGUGAGAAAAAGUACGUGCACAUGCUUAACUCAACGCUCUGCGCGUCCACCCGUACGGUUUGCUGCAUCUUAGAGAAUUACCAGGAUGAGAAUGGUGUUACGGUUCCAGAGGUGCUGGUGCCAUUUAUGGGUGGCGUCACCUACCUGCCUUUCACCCGCGACGUUAAGGUGAACGUGCAGGCCGUUAAGAUGCAGAAAGCUGCCAAGAAGAAAUGUGCCAAGCAGUAG
Molecule: messenger RNA, 1365 nt
Organism: Peronospora belbahrii
Lineage: Eukaryota; Oomycota; Peronosporomycetes; Peronosporales; Peronosporaceae
Source: the annotation of a GenBank genome assembly